Molecule: messenger RNA, 1204 nt
Organism: Hermetia illucens (black soldier fly)
Lineage: Eukaryota; Metazoa; Arthropoda; Insecta; Diptera; Stratiomyidae
Exons: 2
Coding region: 20-1051 (343 amino acids)
Source: RefSeq, a predicted model, not a curated record
AGUCUUUGGAUUUCCUUUCAUGGCUAACAUGAAGUUCCUCUAUUGCUUACCUGCUUUCCUAGUUGGGAUUUUAUUGCUUUUACAAUUCGGAAGCUGUGGUCCAACCGCUCGUCCUUGCUGUGAAGAGGAUGAUCAUCGAAAUUCGAAAAUUAUGGGAUUACUUGGUGUGCUCGCAGGAGACUAUUUAACUGGAAAAAUCAAUUUGCAAACUGCCCAGUACAACUUCUUUGGAUCCAAGUUCCCGAAAAUCAGUAUAGGAUUAGGACAAAAAAUAUAUAAUACUGCAAAUGAUGAAAGCGAUAAGAAAGGCAAAGACGAUUUAAUAAAGCCAAGUGAAACGCAUAUCAUAGCUGAAAAUAAUUUAACAAUUACAUACGGACGGGAGCAACCAAAUUCGAAGCAACCCGAGCACACUGACUCCAUGACUAAACCUAACGACUCUAUCACCGAUCAACAAAUUUUGGAAAGGAGACGACCGAAAAGACAAACCACCGAUGCAGACGACAUUGACUCAGAAAAUACAGUUACGGAGGACCCCGUGGCAACUGAGACCGAUAUAGCAACAGAAACUCCAUCGACAAGCACAACGAGUUUACCGCCAACAGACAGUUAUGGUCCUCCACCGUCUGGAGUACCUUCAUCUGGAUACUACCCAGCGUCCUCAUCAGCACAUACCAUUCACCCCUGGAACAUAGCAUAUCCACCGAGUCACACAACUCCACACCCUUCUUAUGGGCUACCGUCAAUUUCUACCAGCACAAGUUAUCUUCCCCAAAACCUUGAUUCUUUCGCUAGUUCGCAAUCAGAUCGCUCAUUUGGCUACCCACACAUUUAUCCCAGUUCAUUUUAUUAUCCUUCGCAUCCAUACUACCCAUCCAAUCCAUUCUUUCCCCACUAUCCAUACCAUUCGUACUUUAGGCCCAGCUAUCCUGAUCAUACUCGUAAUCUUUGGGAUUGGGGUACCAAGUAUUUCACUCCCAUUUAUGUCGGAAAGUGGAAGGAUAACCAACUAUGGAACAAGGGUAGUUUAUCGACGAAUUUCUUUAAAUAAAUCUUUUUUUAAUUAUUCUUGCAUCCAGAUGGAUAACGUCCCUUUUACUUUUUCUUGUUAAGACUUUUGUACAAUAGAGGGUCGAUAUUGUUUCCACACUUUUGUUAAAACUAUUGCUUUUCACAUAAUAUUAAAAUACAUACAUAAAAACCA